AUGCAUCAAAUCUUUAUAGCUAUCUGCUGUAUCCUCUACACAGUUGCAAAUCUAUCGACAUGCUACCUGUAUCUCUACCCGCUUCUCAAAGGCUGCAGCUUCCCGACUCCACCCGCCCAACAGGACGCCCAGACCUCCAAUAGCUACAUCGCAGGCCAAGUCCCACCUUUCCGUCUCCUUGUACUCGGAGACCCCCAGUUAGAGGGUGACUCGUCCCUCCACGAAACCACCAAUGGCUCCUUUCCCAGUCUCGAGAAUGUCUGGUCAGACAUAAAGACCGGCAGAACCCGAGAGGAGCGGUCGGACAUAUUCCUGGCACACUGGCGAGAUCUUAUCUACACGGACAUACCGCGCCUUUUCCAGUCCUACCGCAAGCGAUUAGACCUCUUCGGCAAUGACUACUACCUCGCCCACAUCUACCGCUCGCUGCACUGGUCUACGCACCCGACACAUGUCGCUGUGCUGGGAGACUUGAUUGGGAGUCAAUGGGUCACUGAUGAGGAAUUCGAGCGACGGGGGACGCGAUAUUGGAAGAGGGUGUUUAAUGGUGGCACCAGGGUUGAGGACGAGCUCACCGACAAAGUUCGUACUGAGAUCAUCGGUCUGGAUGAGAAAUGGGUGAAUAGGGUCAUCAAUGUGGCUGGAAACCAUGACAUCGGAUACGCUGGUGAUAUCACUUCGGACAGGCUUCAAAGGUUUGAGAGGGUCUUUGGCAAGGUGAACUGGGAGACAAGAUUGAGGCUGCCUUUUCCUGAGGAGGAAGGUCAAGAAGUACCUGAGUUGAGGCUCAUUGUGCUCAAUUCGCUGAACCUCGACCCGCCAGCGCUCGACUCAAGUAUUCAAGCCGACACCUAUAAGUUCAUGAACGACGUCAUCUCGUCUUCGCGGCCUGUCGAGGACAAGACCAGUGGGACCAUCCUACUCACCCAUCUACCGCUCUACAAAGAAGCUGGCGUGUGCGUGGACGGGCCUUACUUCACCUAUCACCAGGAACAGUACGGUGCUGGGGUCAAGGAGCAAAAUCAUCUCAGCUACGAUGCAAGUAUGAACAUACUGGAGGGAAUCUACGGCAUGAGUGGGAACCUAGAAGCUCCUGGCAAUGGCUUUGGCAGAAAGGGCAUAAUAUUGACCGGCCACGAUCACGAAGGCUGCGGCGUCUACCAUUACCUACCUGAGCAUGAGGAUUUCGCGUCGAGAGCUUGGGCUGCGGAAAAUUGGAACACGACAAGCUUUUCUCGACACGGUGCCGUUCCAGGUAUCCCUGAAAUUACGGUCCGAAGCAUGAUGGGCGACUUUGGUGGAAAUGCUGGCUUGCUGAGCGCCUGGUUCGACCCCAACGUCAAAGAAUGGAAGUUUCAGUACUCGACAUGCGCUUUGGGAUCACAGCAUAUUUGGUGGGCAGUACAUGUCUUGGAUAUGAUUACUGUUGUGUAUUUGGGUAUCGUGGGCUGGAGACUAUAUGUACAAAACGGCAUCGUUGGAUGGAGCCUAUACACAGCUCGAGAGAAUGGGGAUGCUAAGGAGAAGACGCUGUGA
This is a messenger RNA of Letharia columbiana, 1536 nucleotides long. RefSeq lists its product as uncharacterized. Bases 1 to 1536 code for a protein of 511 amino acids. Gene Ontology annotation, biological process: GPI anchor biosynthetic process. Lineage: Eukaryota; Fungi; Ascomycota; Lecanoromycetes; Lecanorales; Parmeliaceae. Gene Ontology annotation, cellular component: endoplasmic reticulum. The transcript has a single exon. The record is from RefSeq and is a predicted model, not a curated record.